Molecule: messenger RNA, 3106 nt
Organism: Schizophyllum commune H4-8
Lineage: Eukaryota; Fungi; Basidiomycota; Agaricomycetes; Agaricales; Schizophyllaceae
Exons: 12
Coding region: 249-2744 (831 amino acids)
Source: RefSeq, a predicted model, not a curated record
UGACACCUCUUGCCUUUCGCCGUCAUCGCGUCUGGCGCCGCUUACCUACAGGCAUCUCCACGCGCGGCGAGGCAUAUCCACUGUUCCGUGCCUAUACUGACCAUCCUUCUGCUUCUCCCCUCAUCCGGCUCAACGUCCUUGUAAACCUCAAUUGUACCACUAAGAAGAUCUUGUUCGGAUACCCUGGUCCAAUCAACACACUGUAGCAUAGCAAUACCUUCAGACUCAGCACUUAUACGUACGAUAUAAUGGGCGUCAUCCUCCCCCAGGAACUCAUCGACGACAUCGUCGACCAGCUCCACGAUGACCCCGCCGCCCUCCGCGCCUGUUGCCUGGCCGGCGCCUCCUUCCUCGACAUGGCGCGCACCUACCUCUUCCACGCCAUCUCCCUCUCGCCCAUCCGCGGCGGCGCCAAGCGCUGCGCGCAACUGCAGGCCCUUCUCGACAACAACCCGGCCCUCGCGGGAUACAUACGGCAUCUGCGUCUGGUAGAAGAUACAGGCGGUAUAGCGCGCGCGUGGCUGCACGUCGAGAUGUCGCUUCCGCCUCUGCUAAGACGCAUUGCGGAUGCACAGGCGCUUCAAGGGCUGUAUGUCUACGGUCCUGCGUCUUCGUCGAUAUCGUGGAGUAUCUUGCCGGCUCCGACGCGGGCUGCCCUUUUCGACAUCGUGGCUUCGCCGUCUUUGCGCACCUUGCGCUUGGAGCGCGUUAGCGGGCUGCCCUAUCUUCUGCUGGGAUCUCUUGGACCAUCGUUGGCGGAUUUGACUCUUCUGCACCCAACUCUGAUUGAUAUCGACGAGGAUGAGCACGAGAAGACCGUAGCGGACAAGCAGAAGAAGGCAUCCUCUGCACCUGCUCGCUCGCUCGUCUCCAUACAGGUGGAGACCCCGUACGAGCUGCGCCAUGCCGGGAAUGUGGAAUAUCUGCUGGAUUGGCUGGCUCAGCGCGAGCGUCGGGAUGAUACGUCGCCACUCAGGCGUCUCAACGUUGUGCUGCAUGCCCGCGGGCCCGAUACGCAUGAAGCGGUGAACAGGUUGCUGACAAGCUGCGCGGCUCUCGAGACUGUCUCCCUGUAUCCAUGCUCAGACUACGUUCCGCCUCGCGCUUUCUCAGCGAUGGACACGGCGAUCGCCAUGACGCGGGUCUCUACACUACGGGACGUCACCCUCGGCGGGGCCACCCUCCGCCUCGCGCCCCUCGGCGUCCCCCGCUGGCUCGUCCGCGCCUUCGACCUCCUCCCCGCCAGCGUCGACUCUCUCCGCAUCGACUUCGUCGACGCCGACUGGCGCGCCGGCGCCAGCGGCUUCGCAGACUGGGAGUCCGUCGACGAGACGCUCGGCGCGUGGGCGGCGCGCGCGAAAGAGUUGCGGGAGAAGAUCCAGGACGAUCAGCCGUCGAUGCUGUUGCAGCCUCUCGCGCUGUCGGGGGACACGCAGAUCGAGGUGAUCGGGCGGGGGAUGCGGAGUAUGGCAUUGAUGGGGGCGCCGCCGAGGAGGGUGACUCUGUGUCUGCCGGCGGAGCUGAGGUACACGAUGUUGGGGUAUGAGAGGCUGGUGGAACGGAUCUGGCUGUCGCUGCCGCGGCUUGUAGUGCCAGGCGUUGUGCUCGAUUUCGCUGGCAGCAUGGCCGUCACUCACUCGAUCAUCCUGGCCGCGUCGAUGAUUGAGCUCUUCUCCUACGGCAUAUAUACGACGGUAUUUCUACAGCAUGUGGCGACUGUCUAUCGGAGGAGUGUUGUGAGGCAUAAGCGCGUAGGGGCCUCCAUGUACAUCGCCACUGUCAUGUAUAUCCUGGCUUCCGUGCAUACAGCGAUGACAAUCUACCGCGUCAUUCGGGGAUUCAGCUUCAUUCACGAGAAUAACGAACAGAUCGAAUUUCUGACCAGCUUCACGCACUGGCAUCUCAGAGUGAUAUUCACGACGGAGAUGGCUCAAGUGGUGAUGGCAGACUUGGUACUGCUACAUCUCACAUACGUCGUCUGGGGGAACUCCUGGUGGUCUCUGGUCGGCCCUCUCACGCUCUUUGUGGUUUCCGUAGUCACCGGCAUCCUCGCCAUCAUCCACCUCGACGUGCAGUUCAACAUGUACAUGGCCAUCUGCCUCCCCGCCUCCUUCGCCGAGAACCUGCUCAUCACCGCGCUGCUCGCCUGGCGCCUCCGGCAGCGCCAUCGCAAGUCCAUGCGCGCGGGGCUUGUGAACGUCGGGGACGCGGCGUUCGACCGACCGGGAGCGUUCGAGCGCGACAGAACAGUUGUGGGAGAUGAUCACCCGCGGGCCUCAGUUGACCUGAGUGCCAGUCCGCGCCUCAGUCACGGUGGUGGUGGUCACCUGACCACUCGUCGUCUGGCAAGCGGGUCGUCCACCGAGCGCGCAGACGCCUCCCUCGGCAGCGCCCACCGCCUCGCCGGCAGCAUCAGCUCCUCGCACGGCUCGGCCGCCCGCCGCGGGCGCCUCCUGCGCAUCUCGCGCACGAUCGUGCGCACGUCGGCUAUUUGGCACGUUCUCUUUGGCCUGUUCACGGCGCUGUCGCUGGCGGAAAGCGUCGCGCAGACGCUGACGCAGGCGGCGAUUCCGGCUACGGCGGGUCUCACCUACUCCCUCCUCACCCUCCGAUUAUACCGACUGCUGGACGACGACCACGCCCAAAUGACUCAAUGGCAAUUGCCCACUAUUCAGAUUCGAGCGGGUGCGACGCAGCGAAGAUCGUCGGAGGACAGGCGGUCGGAGUCGAGCUUUAAGGGGUAAGGAGUUCGUUGUAAGUAGGUGGCCGGUCAGCGAUUUCGCUACAGCUAUGUGCUUGGCAACGCUGGAUGACCCGCGACUGCUGGAUAGCGGGCCAGGUCUGUUCAACGACUCCGGUACGUCGUGCAUAAGCAACUCCCUUCAUGUAGACGGUAGUUUUACGAUGAUAUGCGGACUUCACUGGCCUGCUCUCAAGGCUGCAUGAUGUUGCAGAUUCUCUGUCCCAUCACAUACCUAUGGAAAAUGUUCAUGGAUAGAUACCACUGCAUCACAUAGCUGCUAUCACUGCACUACAUACAGUAGCUGGAUACCGGACUUUUUGCGUACACAUUUGGAUUCACUGUAUUAUCAGCAACCUUUGAGUG